UGGUGAUAACAGGUCGACGCAAUGUUUACAUUACAUUUUUCUGUUUCUUUUAAUUUUCUUCUUUGGUCGAGCUAGUCGAGCUACUUUCGACUUCCCUUCCGUCUUUCAUCGCCGGGAGAAUUAAGCUCAGCCACACAGUCUGCGAUAGGCAUCAAUUCUCCUUCCCACUUCUGAACGUCCAAGAACGAUGAAAGACCUGAUCAAAGGAAGUUGGGCCGAUGAAGUCGAAGACCACUUAGAAAAAACGACGCUGCCGCAGUCAAAGACCGAACAAAUAGGUAACAACCGGAUUAUAACAGAAUACCGGUGGAACAAAGAUGACAAGAAGGAAAAGGUAGUGCGUACCUACAAAAUCGAAAAACGUCUGGUAUCUAAAACGAUAGCGGAACGGAAGACGUGGCCCAAGUUCGGUGACUCGCGCAACGACAAGCCAGGGCCAAAUAUCGCAACGACCAUACCUUCUGAAGAAAUACAAAUGCAGUUCUUGUCUAGCAAGGAUGGAGACAAAGCAGAGGAGAACCCAUUAGACAAGCUCAAAAAUAUAAACAUGAACAUCAAGUGUCGUACUUGUGGCGGUGAACAUUGGUCUUUCUCAUGUCAUCUUAAGGGCACCGGAUUAAUUGUCGAGGACAAAAAAUUAGUGCAAGAGAAGAUAUCCGAACCAGAAAAGAACACAGGAACCAACAGGCCUUACAUCCCACCUUCGGCACGAGAAGGAGCUACUAAUACCGCUGGAAAACGAGAUCCAUACUCCCGUGGCUAUGACGAGGUACCAGCUAUUCGUAUUGAAAAUCUUUCAGAGAGCACGUCAGAAGCAGAUUUGAGUGAAUUAGUCAAUAAGUUUGGGCAGAUUGCUAGAAUAUUCUUGGCUUCUAAUAAGGUUACAGGCGCAUGUAAAGGCUAUGCGUUUGUAAAUUUCAAAUCUAAAAUAGAUGCUGAACGAGCCAUCAAGGGCUUACAUGGUUAUGGAUAUGAUCAUUUAAUAUUGAAUGUUGGUUGGUCAACAAAUAACUAUAAAGCUGCAUAAAAUUUGAAUACAUGUAUUUGAUGGAUUUUCUAAAUGUUUAAUUGUUAUAUCAUAAUAAUAAUUGUAAAUUAUUUUGUUAUAAUAUUGUUGAACCACAAAUUACAAACUUUCAUGAAAAAUUAUUAUUUGUCUGCCAAUUUACAACCAAAUUUAUGAUGGCAAUCACAUUUCUUGUGUUUGAUAGUUUAAAUUAUAUUAUUUUCAGCAUUUAUUAAAUAACAAACAGCAAAUCUCUUUUCUGAUAUUUUACUUCCAAACACUGAUAAAUAAGGUAUGAGGAGGAACAGCUGUGAAUACAGAAUUUUAGCUAUAAAGAUAAGUAAAUAAAAUAAAUGAAUGAUUAWUAAAUAGAAGCUGCUUUUUAACACCAUAAACCAUUUUUAGAUUURUUGAUUUUGAUAAGCAUGGCUAAAUAACUUAUUUA
Diuraphis noxia (Russian wheat aphid) is the source of this 1451-nucleotide messenger RNA. Its product is annotated as eukaryotic translation initiation factor 3 subunit G-like. Gene Ontology annotation, cellular component: eukaryotic translation initiation factor 3 complex; cytoplasm. Gene Ontology annotation, molecular function: RNA binding; translation initiation factor activity. The record is from RefSeq and is a predicted model, not a curated record. NCBI's taxonomy places the organism in Eukaryota, Metazoa, Arthropoda, Insecta, Hemiptera, Aphididae.